Molecule: messenger RNA, 1332 nt
Organism: Nylanderia fulva
Lineage: Eukaryota; Metazoa; Arthropoda; Insecta; Hymenoptera; Formicidae
Gene: eff
Product: ubiquitin-conjugating enzyme E2 eff
Source: RefSeq, a predicted model, not a curated record
GCCUUGUGGCCCGGUUGUAAAGAUUUUGAAAAAAAGCGUAAAGCUCACGCGGCCGCGGGACUCAAAGACCUUGUGGAAAAAGCGUCGCGGAAAAAAACGCGACGUGCGUGCCGCGGCGUGAAAAAUCGGCCGCUCGUCCCCGUUGACAGGUCUCGCAUAUCGUGCGUACCGCGAGACUCGCGACAGCGCGCUUGACCAGCGCAGUCCGGGCUACGUUUAGAAGGCGGCCAUCUUGCAAUCCCUAAUCAAAGAUCCACGGCUAGCGGGGUAUCGCUGUUCUGGUUUGCGGCCAGUUAAUAUCAACACACAGUUCGUCAAAUGGCUUUAAAGCGAAUUAAUAAGGAACUUCAGGACCUUGGUAGAGAUCCGCCAGCACAAUGCUCGGCUGGACCUGUGGGAGAUGAUUUAUUCCACUGGCAGGCAACUAUCAUGGGACCACCCGAUAGCCCGUACCAAGGAGGGGUAUUUUUCCUAACAAUACACUUUCCAACAGAUUAUCCAUUCAAACCACCUAAGGUCGCAUUUACGACUAGAAUUUAUCAUCCCAACAUUAACAGUAAUGGAAGUAUUUGUUUGGAUAUUCUAAGAUCGCAAUGGUCUCCUGCACUUACUAUAUCAAAGGUGUUACUGUCAAUAUGCUCCUUGCUAUGUGAUCCAAAUCCAGAUGACCCACUGGUACCAGAGAUAGCCAGGAUAUACAAAACUGAUAGGGAGAAGUACAAUGAAUUGGCACGUGAAUGGACGCGCAAGUAUGCCAUGUGAUGCGCCAAUCUCCGUUGACUUCAACAUCCAAACACCACCAAGAAACAGCCCCAGCCUAUUGCCACUUAUGCAUCAGCACCGAUUGAAAUUAGCUAUGGCUCGUAUACUUUUAAACUUUUAAGUCAGUAUUCGGGCUCGAGGAAUCCUCAGGCAAACGUGAUCGAUCUGAACUUCCCGCGGUUCGGGAAGCCCGCGAAUAUUAAAAUGUUGCCACAAUGGCAAUUUGGAGGCAAUUUUAAAGGUGGUCACCCAGCAUUAUAUACAUUGAAUCAGACAAAACUUGUCCGCUUUGUUUUUCAUAAAUAAAAAAAUGGAAGUAACAUAUAGGAGAGUGAAAGUAGGAUUUGUAUUUAAAUCUAAUAGAUUGAUUUCGAAUUAUUGUGCUUAUAAUAAUUGUAAUAUUACGAUACCUACUUUCUCAGUGGAAAUGGAAACUUUGAACUGACAGCACAUCGAUUGUUAGUCUUAACGCAAGUGAGCAAUGUUUGCCCGUCCCUUGGAACGAUGUGGUCACUCUUUUGUAAGACUGGGCUAUAUAUAUAUAUAAAUAUUACUGAAACUGUACGUGUA